AUGCAGCCGCCCGUCCACGUAACGAAGAGCAGCGAGCUGGACGCCGGCACGGGCGGCCAGACCGAGGGCAUGCUGAGGAUGGGUGCUAUUGUGGGGAGGUCGGACAAGAUUUGUGCUUCUGUAAUGCUAGCAAAACCACACACCUCCUCCGCCGUCCACCACCACGGCGAACAAGACACCAUCGUCUACGCCGCCUCGGGCCACGGCUCCAUCGUCUCGGAAGCUGAAAGAAAGGGGAAAAAAAGACAACCCCUCUCCCCCGGCGACUUCGCCCUAAUCCCCGCCUGGACCGAGCACCAAGAGAUCAACGACUCCGACUCGGACGUAACCUGGAUCAUUACCCGGAGCGGCGGCGAGCCCGUGGUUGUUAAUCUUGAGGGGUGGGGUGGGGGUGUGAAAAUCAUGAAGUCAUAA
Mollisia scopiformis is the source of this 414-nucleotide messenger RNA. RefSeq lists its product as uncharacterized. Bases 1 to 414 code for a protein of 137 amino acids. The record is from RefSeq and is a predicted model, not a curated record. The transcript has 4 exons. NCBI's taxonomy places the organism in Eukaryota, Fungi, Ascomycota, Leotiomycetes, Helotiales, Mollisiaceae.